AGGGUGAAACAGAUGACUUUUGUUGAAGAACCAGCUGUCAGAUCCAGACAUAAAGGAUGACCAGAUCCUUAACUUGCUGCUAGAAUUCCGCACUUCUAUCACAUACUUGACGCAAGACUUUGAGCACCUUAUCAGCAUUUUGUUGGUAAGUUCUUUAUUUCCACGACUAGGAGGUGGCUCUGUACUUUGGAAAUAGUUUACAUCAGUGAAAUGUUCUUCUUCUCCCGACUCUAGAGGUUGCCUUGGUUGAACAGAAGUCAAACAGUGGUGGAGGAGUAUUUGGCUUUUCUUGGUAAUCUGGUGUCAGCACAGACUGUCUUCCUUAGACUCUGUCUCAGCAUGAUUGCUUCUCAUUUUGUACCUCCUCGAGUGAUCACUAAGGAAGGUGACAUAGAUGUUUCAGAUUCGGAUGAUGAAGAUGAUAAUCUUCCUGCACUUUUUGACACAUGUCAUAGAGCAUUGCAAAUAAUAGCAAGAUAUGUCCCAUCGUCAAAGGUAUUCAUCGAUCCCAUUUACCAGACGUGGGAGGACAUGAGUGCUGAAGAGCUUCAGGAGCUUAAGAAGCCUGUUAAAAAGGAGGUGAUAGAGGAUGAAGAUGAUGACUUUUUGAAAGGCGAAGUGCCUCAGAACGAUGCUGUGAUUGGAAUCACACCAAGCUCCUUUGAAACACAUUUCCGAAGCCCUUCCAGUAGCGUGGGCUCCCCACCUGUGGUGUACAUGCCCGGCCAGUCCCCGCUUAUCUCAGGAAUUUGUGAUUGAGGAGCUUUGCUCUUCCUGGUGUGGCCUUCAGUGCCCAGCCCCGUACAGUUGUGGCACUGCUUGGACUGCAGAUGCUGUAUGUCCCAUUUAGACUUCACCUGCCGUCCGAUAGACACUUUUUUUGUUUUGUUUUCUUUUUUAUGCUCCCCUUAUGGAAAAAAGGAAAAGAUUGUCAUGUGCAAUAUUUUAUAGAGGGUUUAUGAUAAAUGUCAAAGACUGCUUAUUAGUUUAAUGUGUAUCUUUUUUUAAUGUCAUUGUAGAAUUUUAAAUAUCAGCACUAGCCCAUUUUAAUAGAUGGCCUUUUUUAACAUAGGUCCUUUUUAGAGCCAUGGUCACAAAGACUUUCUUGGUCUGAUUUCAGUGAACAGUCCUCUAGGAUAAAUCCUCUAUUUAAAAACUAGAAUGUUUAUUUUGGCUGUGUUUACUUUCUGUUGUAACUGUAUUUGUGUGGUGGGACAUACUGAGUUCAGAGAAGAUGAAGGAAAGUGGGGACAUGGCGGGGCUGUGCUGAGAGGCUACUUGUUUGAGCUGACAUUGAUGAAGCUCUCUAGGGACUUGCGAGGACCGUCAAUGACAGGAGGGAAGAGAGAAGGCAUUUAUGGAAACAGGAUUGGACAGAUAGCGUACUUACUUAACUCAGUGUAAAAAUGGAUUUGGAAGAAAAGCGGAGGUCAGAUAAAUGUAAUUUGUGUCGACAAAGUGGGUUUGUACAACAAACAAGUUUUUUUACAACAAACCAACCACAGCUUUAUCCUGGCUCCCAAGCCUGUUAGAAUUGAAUCUGCCAACUUGCACCAGUUACAUUGGUUUUGACCAGUAUCAUUUGGUUAUUUUGAAAUGUUUCUUGAUUAUUUGGUGGGGUGGUUGCUGUCAUCAGUAGGCCAAAGUUACUCCUGCUGACCCCUCUAAUGGCUCUGUGCAUCCUCAAUUCACCCUGAUGAAAUCCUUCUGGAGCAAGUCUCCAUAUUUUUAUAAGUAAACCCCGAGAGAGGAGUAUUGCCCUUGCUUUUAGCAACUUUGUGCAAGCGCUUCUGGAGUCAUUUUAAACCUCAAGUAUGUUUCCUUUCGUUCCUUGUGCGUAUACUCUGUGUAUUUGUGAAGAUGAUCAUCUUUAAGCAUAUUUAUUUAUCUGCCAUGUCUAUUUAUUUGAAGGCAAGCAGUAUUUUCUUGAUCACAAAGAUUAUGUAAUGAAAUAUUACAUCUUUCCUAGGGCUUCUGUAUAUACUCUUAUGUAAUCAUAUUGAUGGCAAUGUAGAGUUUGAAUUUCAGUCUGUAAAUAAUCUUGGGAUAAGGAAAUUUUUAAGAUUUUGGGUGCUCUCUGGCAGCACAUAUUCCAGUAGGUUUUAGAUAUUGGUGAUUUUUCUUUAGGUGACUUGUUUCAAAGUCAUUUGAGAACCUUUAAAGUUCUCUGUGUGUUUUAACUGCUGAUAAAAACAUGGAUUUUUGUAUAUUGGAUAAAAUAGGUAAAUGAUAUUGUAUCCACAGAAAUUAGCAGGAAGUAGGUAGGGCCUUUGUGGUUUGGGAAGUAGUUAUAUAUGGAAGAAUAUAUUUAUUUACACAUGUCUUAAUUUUAAAGGGGAUUGAAGAAAAUAUCCAUUGUGAAAAAUAAAACAAUAUGGUUAAUGUGGAACUUUUAUUGUUACAUCAAUAAAGAGGGGAACCUUAAUAAAAACUCCUUACAUUCUUUUGCUAUGUGUGCGUGUGACUGAUCUUUUUUUUAAUGUUAGAAAACUGCUUCCGAGUCCUCACUGUUAAAGUAGGGACUGUUACAUUGUAUACUUUGGGAGUGUUGAGAAAUAAACUGCACUCUGUGAUGAGGAUGGCUUCCGUGUGUGUUAUGUGAAGGGUCCAUGGCUUUUCCUGAACACAGCCAGCCAGGAAUCACAGGCCUGAACAGGUACAAGAAAACAAACAGCUGUCCAAAGAAAAUGACAUGCUUUGAACGAACAUCUGUAGAAAAAUAGUGAAACAUCUUUGAAAUUACAUGAACAUAAUGGCAUUGGGGGUAGGCAGGCAAGAUGCUUUUCUUGGUAUCUGGCCAGGUAAUUUAUUUAAUCCAGGACCUAGACAUAAUAUAGAACAG
Messenger RNA from Fukomys damarensis (Damara mole-rat), 2842 nucleotides. RefSeq names its product RRN3 homolog, RNA polymerase I transcription factor (gene Rrn3). Lineage: Eukaryota; Metazoa; Chordata; Mammalia; Rodentia; Bathyergidae. Bases 340 to 759 code for a protein of 139 amino acids. Gene Ontology annotation, molecular function: RNA polymerase I core binding; RNA polymerase I general transcription initiation factor activity. The transcript is spliced from 6 exons. Gene Ontology annotation, cellular component: nucleus. Gene Ontology annotation, biological process: transcription initiation at RNA polymerase I promoter. The record is from RefSeq and is a predicted model, not a curated record.